Molecule: messenger RNA, 687 nt
Organism: Penicillium odoratum
Lineage: Eukaryota; Fungi; Ascomycota; Eurotiomycetes; Eurotiales; Aspergillaceae
Exons: 3
Coding region: 1-687 (228 amino acids)
Source: RefSeq, a predicted model, not a curated record
AUGGCAAGAAGGUCCAAUAUAGUUUUGGAGGAGUUGAAAGACAUUUAUGGACUGGAGUGGACAAUCUCUUUGAUAUAUAUCGACACUGAUGAACAAAAGGAGACAUGGUUCCUAAAGCUUAACUCGAACGGUAGAAUCCCUAUUCUCAUUGACAAUACAAGCGAACCGCCUUUCCCCGUCUUCGAAUCAUCAGCGGAGCUACUGUAUCUCCUUGAUAUGGUGGACAAGGAUCAUCACUUCGGCUUCUCCGAUCCCAAAGAACAGUCUCAGUUGAUUCAGUGGCUUAUCAUCUGGCAUGCCUCGGGUCAGCCUAACCAAGGCCAAUUGAAUCACUUUGGAAGAUUUGCUCCAAUACAGAUCCCCUAUGCGGUUGAGAAAUUCAAGACCGAAACACUCCGAGUCUAUAAUGUGCUCGAGCUCUACCUUUCUGGGGCCCUGAACGGCCAACCUCGAGCAUAUCUAGCUGGAAAUGGGCUUGGCAAGUUCAGUGUUGCUGAUGUCAAUGCUUAUCCUUGGAGAAGCGGAAGGAAAAGAAGUACUAUAUCAGUAGAGAAGAUGGCCCAAUAUGCGCACUUGAAGGAAUGGAUAGAACGGAUUGGGUCCAGACUAGCGGUACAGAGGAGGAUGAGCGAUGUAUACAAUGAAGAAGGUCACCCAGAGUUACUUGUUAAUCCUGUUCAUAAAUAG